AUGCAUGGACUUCGCCGAAAGCAUUCUUCAGAUCAGGUAGGGUGAUGACAACAGAGCGUUGUCUGAUGCGGGUUUUGUUAAUGAUGUCAGCCAUUUGAGCGGUGUGUUUUAGAGUGCCGGAUAAGUUAGGGGUGAAGCCCUUUUGUAUGCCGUGUUCGAUAAAAUUAUUGGAUGCGAGGAAGGAAUAUAUUGCGUUUCGAAGACAAGAUGUAAAUACUUUUAAUGGUAUGGACUAAAGUGUUAUGGGACGGAAAUUUGACGGUUCAUCAGUAUUGCCUUUCUUAUGUAUUAAUAUAUAUAGUACAGACUUUUUUCCAUUUAUUCAGGACAGUUCCAGAAGCCAAAUUACUUGAAUUAGUUCACUGAGGUAAGUUCUCGGAUAAAGACAUCGCUUAAAACAUAUUAUCGACAGCUGAUCAAGGGGGCAUUUCAUUUAACGUAUCACAUUAAUAAUAAUAAUAAUGAUGAUGAUGAUGAUGAUGGUGAUGAUGAUGAUGAUGAUGAUGACGAUGAUGAUGAUGAUGAUGAUGAUGAUGAUGAUGAUGAUGAUGAUGAUGAUGAUGAUGAUGAUGAUGAUGAUGAUGAUGAGGAUGACCAAAGUAAAAUAUAUUGUUCCACUUCGUUGCUAUGCAAAUGUAGAUACUUCCAAACGCUUAAAAAUCAUAGACGAUUUACGAAACGCCUGUUUUUUAAAGUAUAUUAAAUCAUCAUUUUGAAAAUGCCACCGCGACCUCGCAAGCAAUUGGACUCGAAAAGGAUCGAGGAUUCACUUCGAGCAAACAUUUUGCAAUUGGUAAGUUUAUUGAGCAAACUUAAUUCAUUGUAGUGGCCCUGUGGUCAAUAAUAGCAUGUUAUGCAGCUGAAUUCACGGCAAUUCAUGCAGUCAAUUUAUUCAAUUCGUCUAGAUCACCGAACAGUUGGAAGCGAUAGCAUGCCGUGCUGUUUGGAGAGUUCGCGAAACAGACAUUGACAUCGCAAGAAAUCAUAUCGCUUCAAAGCGACUUCGCCUUGACCAAGUGGUUUCUUCAAUGAACGGCGUUCAAUUCCUUUUGUCCUGCGUUACAAGUGUCAUGUGCAACGCAAAAUCCGCGAAAGACGACGACAACGAAACAAGUUACACGCCUGAAAGCUACCCAGCGAUUGCCUACUUCGUCGUGUACAAGGAAUGCGCAACUUGCCACGAGAAGAUCUUGUUUUCCACCAUUCACAACGAAGAAUUAGAUGCAGAGGUAACGCGAAUUCGAGUGCGAAAAUCAUCCGAUAGCAAUAAUGAAAUGGAAAAAGCUGCAAAACAUUUAUUCCAAGUGGUCAAGGAUCACAGCAACAAUACCAUCCAGGAGAUGCUCCAAAUAUCAAACACGUAUUGCUACAAGAAUUCCGAGGGAACGCCGUCAGAUGAUGAUGAAGAGGAUGAUGAACCCGAGUUUGUUUCAACUCAUUUCCCCAAUGUCACCUGCUGUAUAAUCGUCGUAAACGAAAGCGAGGUUUGGGAUCGUGUGGCUACAGCAGUUACAAAGCUGGAAUCAGACGGACUUGUUGUUGAUCUCGGUAACGCAUGCGUUGUAAAGUUGGACAAUCCACCGUUCUCAUCCAACAACGAUGUCGCCGCCUUGAUAAACAACAUCGAUAAAUGCAUGAAGUUAUACGACCACGCCUUAUAUCGUUCAGAAAUUUACACCAAACCAGAGGGGUCAAAUUUAACGUUUGUAAAAAUGAUGGAUGUAACUAGUUACUUGCAUAAACUUCUGGCUAACGAAGUGUUGCGUGACAAGCUGAUUCAGCAUUUUCAAGCGGUCGAUAGACUUCUGUCUCAUCCAGCAUGCGCAAUAAUUCAGUAG
Messenger RNA from Paramuricea clavata, 1838 nucleotides. NCBI's taxonomy places the organism in Eukaryota, Metazoa, Cnidaria, Anthozoa, Malacalcyonacea, Plexauridae. The record is from the annotation of a GenBank genome assembly.